AUGGGGAAAGGCCUUGACAGCAGGUACCUGGACCAUCUCAAGAAACUGACGGAACCCAUCGAGGACGUUCGUUGUCGAGAUAGGCGCCGAAUCCCGCUACGAUUCUCGGCUUAUACCCGCCUUAUCGGUGGUCACUUUCUGCUGCAAACGACGUGGCGAUACGAUAGAGCGUCCGACCCAAGCGUGCCGACAACCUACUUCGGCUCCCUCGACAUUUGCCCCCACCAGCAUCUCCAUUGGGGCUUGAUGACGGAACCGGCGUAUAGGCUUGGUUGGAUUCCAGCGAAAGAUGAAACUAUCGAUGGCGCCGUGCUGAGCGCCCUCUUCGACGCACCGGCUGGUGCUGCACAACAAGGGUCCUGUCCGUACUGUCCCUUGGACUUUGCCCUCCAAGUCUGGCCUGAUCGCGUCACCUUGCGUGCCUGGUGGGAUCUAGGAACGGAAGGGCCGCCCACGGAUAAGGCGUGGCAGUCCCUGACGGCCAAACUCGUCAGGGUCAAUCAUAAGCCCGGUAGCGUGAGGGAGUUGUUUGCAUCGGGUGACGGGGACGCCAACGACGACAUGGCUGGCCCGAAAGUUGUCAGCCGAGGCAAAGCUGCUUGA
Molecule: messenger RNA, 603 nt
Organism: Drechmeria coniospora
Lineage: Eukaryota; Fungi; Ascomycota; Sordariomycetes; Hypocreales; Ophiocordycipitaceae
Exons: 1
Coding region: 1-603 (200 amino acids)
Source: RefSeq, a predicted model, not a curated record